Molecule: messenger RNA, 5346 nt
Organism: Nomia melanderi (Alkali bee)
Lineage: Eukaryota; Metazoa; Arthropoda; Insecta; Hymenoptera; Halictidae
Gene: dlg1
Product: MAGUK family member discs large 1
Biological process (GO): receptor localization to synapse; chemical synaptic transmission; cell-cell adhesion
Cellular component (GO): postsynaptic density membrane; neuromuscular junction; basolateral plasma membrane
Molecular function (GO): protein kinase binding
Source: RefSeq, a predicted model, not a curated record
AGAGAUCUCAGUGAUAUGUAUCGCGUCGGCUCCUGGAGCCUCGAUGACCUUGAUUCAGCGAGCAUGAAGCAACCAUCGAGGUCACCGGGACUCGAGAUUGCUAUGGCACUGUUCGGGAUGGUCUGGCUGCUGCGUGUUCGCUCGGAGAUGCGCCGUUGCUCGAAAUGCCGGCACGAGGAGAUCCUCGCGGCCCAACAGCAGCAACAGCAACAACAACAGCAGCUGCAGCAUCAACAACAGCAACAACACCACAUCCACCAUCACACGCAUCAUCAGCAGCGGACGCUGUCGCAGGGCACCAGUCUGUUGCAAACACCGGAAGACGGCGUCACUUCCUCGGCGAAUACUUUAUUUACUUUGGAUACGCCCGGCGCCGCUGGCUCCACCGGAAGCUACUGCGAGGUCCACGGGUUCGUGCAGGCGAAAGAAGAUAUCCGGGAGUUUUACGAGCUGACGUUGCUCGACGAGUCGAAAUCGGUGCAGCAGAAAACGGCGGAGACGAUCCGCAUUGCCGACAAAUGGGAAGCCAGCGACGGGCCAAUUACGCCAACCUUCGCUCAAAACGACGGUGGCCCAUCUUUCCCGGUGAACCAGACACUGUCGAACAUUUAUGGCCGCAGGUCGGCCAGUCCCGAUGUUCCGCACCAUGUAGACGAAGCUCAGAAAACACGGUAUACCGGCGGAGUGGAGGAACAAUUGCCACCACCGCCAUCGCCGCCCCAGUUGAAAGAGGCUGGACAGUUGGACGGAGUUCCUAGACCGAAUUCGGUCGAUCGUAUUCUUCAUCCUGACGGCAGUCAGCACUUAACUAGUCAUGAAACGCUCAAUAAGAGUCACGACAGCUGGCAAGGACACGACGGCGACCAGGCACACACGCCCCUUCUUGCGGCUGACACGAGACAUGUCAAUGGAGACGAUGAUUGGGAGUACGAGGAGAUUGUCCUCGAGAGGGGUGGUGCCGGCCUCGGGUUCAGUAUCGCCGGUGGCACGGACAAUCCCCAUUUUGGCAACGACACCGCCAUUUACAUCACGAAACUUAUACCCGGCGGCGCCGCUUCUGCGGACGGCCGCCUGCGUGUCAACGAUACGAUACUACAGGUGAACGACGUGUCCGUUGUCGACGUACCACACGCGGCAGCCGUCGACGCGCUUAAGCGUGCAGGGAACACCGUUAAACUAUACGUACGACGACGAAGGCACACGCAGCUGAUCGAAAUCGAACUAAUUAAGGGUAACAAGGGCCUCGGUUUCAGUAUCGCCGGUGGUAUUGGCAAUCAGCAUAUACCCGGUGACAAUGGAAUCUACGUGACGAAAAUUAUGGAAGGCGGAGCGGCUCAAGUGGACGGUCGCCUUGUCGUUGGAGACAAAUUGGUGGCCGUCAGGAAUGCUCUGCAGGGCGACAAGAACCUUGAAAAUGUGACGCAUGAGGAAGCAGUGGCGACUCUGAAGGCGACCCAGGAUCGCGUGGUUCUUCUGGUGGCGAAACCGGAAACCGGAAUCGUGCCCCCGCCACCACCCCCGAUGGCCUCGGACAAUUCGCUCUCGCCGCAACCACGAAAACAAAAUGGUUCUGUGUCGGCGCUGGAGAACAACUCGACUCUGCCGUACUCGCAAGAAUCACGUCACGCGUCUUCUCUCGCUCUCCACGGCGCGGCCACACCACGGGCUGUUUCUCAGGAGGACGUAUCACGAGAGGUGCGCACCGUCGUGCUCAACAAAGGUUCAUCCGGGCUGGGUUUCAACAUCGUCGGUGGCGAAGAUGGCGAGGGAAUUUUCAUUUCCUUCAUCCUAGCCGGGGGUCCGGCUGACCUUAGCGGCGAACUGCGUCGCGGCGAUCAAAUAGUCAGUGUCAAUGGCAUUAAUCUUCGGACAGCCACCCAUGAAGAGGCCGCCGCAGCCCUCAAGGGUACCGGUCAGACAGUGACGAUCGUGGUACAGUACAAGCCCGAAGACUACAACCGAUUCGAGGCGAAGAUCCAUGAUCUUAAACAACAGAUCUCCCAGCAGAAUAUGAUGACAGGCACCCUCAUGAGGACCUCGCAGAAGAAAUCACUUUACGUCAGAGCGUUGUUCGACUACGAUCCCAACAAGGACGACGGUUUGCCAAGCCGUGGUUUAGCAUUCCGUUACGGUGAAAUCCUGCACGUGACGAACGCGAGCGACGACGAAUGGUGGCAGGCCAGAAGAGUGAAUCCUCAAGGGGAGGAGGAGGGUCUUGGAAUAAUACCGUCGCGUAGACGAUGGGAACGGAAGCAACGCGCCAGGGAUCGUUCCGUCAAGUUCCAAGGUCACAUGCCGGUCAUCCUCGACAAGCAAUCGACCCUGGAUAGAAAAAAGAAGAACUUCUCGUUCAGCCGGAAGUUCCCAUUCAUGAAGAGCAAGGACGACAAAUCCGAAGAUGGUUCGGACCAGGAACGGUCUCCCACGACACCCGAGAACGAAAACGAUCCUACACCAUUCAUGCUGUGCUACACCCAGGACGACACUAACACCGAAGGGAGUAGAGAAAUUUUGUAUCGUGUUGAACUGCCUUAUAUGGAGGAACUGACGUUAGUUUAUCUGGAAAAGGAGGAUGAUGAGAAUGAUGAAGAGCUUAGCAGCGAAGAAAAUGUGCUGUCGUACGAGGCUGUCCAGCAGCUCACCAUACAGUACACCCGACCUGUCAUUAUCCUCGGUCCUCUCAAGGAUCGCAUCAACGACGACCUCAUCUCGGAGUUCCCUGACAAAUUUGGCAGCUGUGUGCCACACACAACGAGGAGUAGAAGAGAAUACGAAGUGGACGGACGAGACUACCACUUUGUGGCGUCGAGAGAGCAGAUGGAGAGGGAUAUUCAGAACCACUUGUUCAUAGAGGCCGGACAGUACAAUGACAAUCUUUAUGGAACCUCAGUGGCGUCCGUUCGAGAAGUUGCCGAAAAGGGGAAACACUGUAUUCUUGACGUGAGCGGCAACGCCAUCAAGAGGUUACAGGUGGCACAACUGUAUCCCAUCGCUAUCUUCAUUAAACCGAAAUCCGUAGAAUCGGUUAUGGAAAUGAACAAGAGAAUGACCGAGGAUCAAGCGAAAAAGACGUACGAACGAGCAUUGAAAAUGGAGCAGGAAUUCGGGGAAUACUUCACCGCCGUAGUACAAGGUGACACUCCCGAGGAGAUCUACGUAAAAGUAAAGGAAGUGAUCUCCGAGCAGUCGGGUCCGAACAUUUGGGUACCGUGCAGGGACCAGCAACUGUGACGUCCUGCCCCCCACGCUCAGCCGGGCCCGAAUGCUUGGACCCUGCCACCGAGGCGUCAAGCUUAAUUACACUUAAUAAAAUAAUCAAGUAACACUCUAAUGCCUUCCCCGUCCCCAUCCCUCAUCCCACAUACACACAUACACCCACCCGUACCCACACCCAGCCAGAGACACGGUACACAUCCAUUGAAUGUCCCAGUCAAAUUGUUAAACCGCGCGACGCUCAUCGGAGAGGCUCGACCGAGCACAGCGCGCACUUCCCGAGCGUCGUCGACAAGUGUCACGGGAGAACGAGCAAUUCUCGCGAAGGAAAGGGUAGAGAAGAAAUAAUAAGUAUAACGGACCGCGUUGUUUCUCAUGUUCAAUUUCCUUCGCGCUGUAUACUUGUAACACCGACACUCCGGUCGCAGGAUAGAUGGAAAAGAGAAUCGUUAGACGCCGCGAGAGUGACGCGCGACCCUUUCGAAGCGGUCCUCUCGACGAGGGUGGCCGAGAAGAGGAGACCUGUCGUCUCCGACGCGAAAGAAAGAGAGAGUAUUUAAGGUGUUAAUUGAUCCUCCUCUAGAUCGAAGGUGGAGGGUUCGUGUUAUAGUGUUAAAUACCAGAAGUGUUUCGUUGUACCACGAUGUUUUUCAUGUAUGUAACAGGUUUGUUGAACGAGAGCACGGAGACCCCGCGGGCGCGCGACAGUCUCUGCGUUAGUUUUAUUACAGGACUCAACGACGCGAAUACACGCCGGUAUUCGUGCACCCCAAAUCACCCCUGUCCCCCAUCCCUCUCCUGCGACGAACAUUGAACUCGUGCUUCGUAAUUUAUACUGCACCGUUCCUCCCUCCGAUCCCUUCCAUCCCACCCCACCCUCCCCUCCUUUAGCGUCUCGCGUGCUCGAACCGAGAAAACCGAGAACACUGAGAAAAGGAGCGAAGACUGUCGUGUAUUCGUCUCGAGAUCGAUUUUAACGCGCAUAUUCGACCACACGACACGGACCCCGGUCGGCGUGGCGUGUUUCCUGGUAGGGCUCGCACCGCGGUUGCUCCACGAUCGAUCGACCAACCGCGAGACGCGUUCGUAUGUAUAGAAAGUCGGGAUCGCUUAGAAAUGCGACGAGAACGGCACGAAAUCGAACAAGACUAGAAAAGGUAAUUAAUGAAGAGAGAAGGGAGGAGAAGAUUGUUCACGGGCACGGAUUAUCGUCGCGAAUCAUUCGCAAGAUGCGCACAGCACCGCUAGAACGCUUACGAAACAGACGAUUUUCCUCCCCGCCGCGCGAAAUCGCGACGACGAACCGUGAUUGCGAACCCGGGACGGGCGAGAGAAAAAGGAGAACGGUUCGAAGCGGAAACGGUAAUCUCGAGGGAGAUACGAAUUAAUAAAACUUGGCUUCACCGAUCACACUAUUAUAUAUAGCUUGUCCGGUUUAUUCUGAGCGAAGUAGCGUACGUGCGCGCGUGCGUGCGUGCGUGUGCGAGCGAGGUAUUUUUUAAUGUACUUAACCGCAAUAAGUGGCGAGAAAGGAUGCGAGAGCCGGAGAGGAUGACUCGUUUUUAGUAUUUGUCGCUUGUCCGCCAGGCGAUGGGAAUUUAACCAUUGUAGGAUGCACUAAAUAAAAAUGGAAACGUGAAACAAAGAGAUCGCACGGAAAAUCACUGAGCGAAGCGGCGAGCUCCGUCGCUUAUCCGGUUCCAUCAUGUUAAACCAAGUAUAUAUAUAAAUAUAUAUAUAUGUGUAUAUGCAUAUAUAUAUAUACACAUUAUAUAUACAUAUAUAUAUAUAUAUACAUAUAAUACAAUAAUACGUGUUCUGCAAGCGAAGUAAAAGUUUCGAGUGCAGUUGAGGCGAGGAGAAACCGAGAGAACCCGGACGCGCAUGUUAAUGAACCUCACGAUUCAUCAAACCUCACAGGACAAAUCUUUAGAUGCUAGAAUAGCGAUAUAUAAUGUUUUGUACAGCUAGAUUACUAAGCCAGUACUGGGUUAUGUGCAACAUUAUAUAUAUAUAAAUAUAUACAUAUAUAUGUAUAUAUAUAUAUGUUCUAUAUCUAUAUGUAUAUAUAUAUAUAUAUAUUACCACCAUAUAUAUACAUAUACAUAUACGUAAAAAAAAAGAAGUAUAUAU